CAGUGACACUAGUCUUGGCACAUGUAGCUGCUUCAGGAUUUGUAGUCGCACUCGCUGCGACCGAUAAGUUCGCAGGCUCAUCCACAUUCCUCUUGGGCAAGCAACCUUCUGGGAAAAUCUCCUGGUGGGGCUGGGCUCUUUUGUGGCCCUACCACGUCUCUCUCAGAACAAAGCUGUGGAUCCAGCGUUAUACCAGAGAGGAGCCAGUCUGGAACCACAUCAUUGACGGAUGGUACCUGGGAGGUUGGCCAGCUUCACCAACAAUGGUGCCUGACGGAGCUCCUGCCAUUCUGGAUUGCACGUGCGAGCUGCCACGUCUUCAGAAGCACCUACCCUAUGACAACCUUGCGGUCUGGGAUACACAUGGUCCCAGUGUGAGGCAGAUUGACGAGGGCGUGAAAUGGGCCCUGAAGCAGAGGGAGUCUGGGCGGCCUGUCCUGGUGCACUGCGCCCACGGCCAUGGGCGUUCAUUGGUGGUCAUGUGCGCCAUCCUUGUUGUGAACGGGCUCGCUGGCGAUUUCCUGGAGGCCUAUAAGAUUGUUAAGGCUGCCAGGCCCAAAGUGCGCCUCAACGGCCGCCAGCACAAAGCACUGGUGCAAUGGCAGGAGCACAUGAAGGGGCGCACAAAAGCCAUGUGAUGCAUGCAGUCCAGUAAUAUUUUGAUU
This is a messenger RNA of Coccomyxa subellipsoidea C-169, 665 nucleotides long. Its product is annotated as phosphatases II. The transcript is spliced from 4 exons. Lineage: Eukaryota; Viridiplantae; Chlorophyta; Trebouxiophyceae; Coccomyxaceae. Bases 264 to 638 code for a protein of 124 amino acids. Gene Ontology annotation, biological process: dephosphorylation. Gene Ontology annotation, molecular function: protein tyrosine/serine/threonine phosphatase activity. The record is from RefSeq and is a predicted model, not a curated record.